AUGAUGGCAGCGAGGGACCUCAAAGUCGGGCGAUAUCGUGAGAAACUCGAGCAAAUCCGCGACUCGCUAAAGCCGUUUGUUCAAAGCCAGGAUGAACCUAUCGCGACACCAUCCUAUACAGUAUCCCUGGAUCAACAAGAACAGAUGAUCAAAUUGAUGACGCAGGCCGGCACUGAUCGGGCGCUGGCCAGCCGUGCUCUCCAGAUCGUACAAUUCAAGAGCAUCACCGCGGCCAACCAACUGCUCAAUCAGCUUAGGAACCCUUCUGAUUUGCGCCAAUCGGACCGAGACCACCAAGUCUACAACCCACAACUGCCGAACCAGUCGCUGAACAGCAUCAACUCGAGCGGCUACGGCGGCAGCUCCCUGAUGUCGACCAACAAUUUUGGGUCAACGCCGAAUUUUGGGAAUUUCACGGGGCAGCCGUACGGGUUCGCGAGCACCAGCUACGUGGAGGAGAGUGAAUCUCCCCGCUCGGCCUCCCCGUCAGCUCAUCAGAUGGCCACGAUGCAAUCGCCCUACCAGAACCGUGCCUACCUGCCGGCACCUCCAAAGGGGAACUGCCGAUCGCACGUCCAUAUGCAAAUUCGACAACCCGAGCCCGGCGAAGAAAUUCCGCGAAUACCACGCGUUGUCCCCAGCACGGCUCGAGGCCCGAUGAUAUCCAUCGAGAGGGCCCCAAAGAAGGAGACGUCAAGGGCGUGGAUGAACAUGGGAGAAGGGGAAGCGCCACGGAAGGAACCAAUUCAAUGGAUUAAGGAGUCGUACGCGUACGCUACGCACUACUUGGCCCCCAGUGGUGUGAGUACGGUCACCGGCGUCCCCACCGGGAUGCAGGGCGUCCAGAACAUCCUCGUCGACCCGGACAUCAGCCGUGAACCCCACCAGAUGAAGCACUACCGCGAUAAGUUCUGCACCCGCGGGCCCCGCAUCGAGCAUCAUGGCCAUAAAAUAGGACGAGUGUCUCCGAAUCAAAUGCCGAGCACUUCCCGGGAUUACUAUCCCCCGGAAAGGAGUUCACCAUCGGGUCCGACUUGCCAUCUGUCUUCACUGCCGACAAGCGUCGAAAAACGGAUACGAGACAAGACCUUCGAAUCGGCCGUCAAACCCAUCACGCCCCAUCUCUACCGCUUCUUCAUGGAACAGCACGUCGAGCGGGUCGUCCAGGCACAUCGCGAGCGACAAAAACGGGCCAUGCAGCUACAAAAAGAAAUGGAAGCGGUGAACAUGUCGGACAUGAUGAAGGACAGCAUGUUGUCAUUUUUGAUUCAAAAGGAAAAUCGGUAUAUGCGGCUGAAGCGACAAAAGAUGAGCACAAAAAUGUUUGAGGUGCUCAAGGAGAUUGGCGUCGGGGCAUUCGGACGGGUGGCCCUGGUGAAGAAGAAAGACACGGAGCAAGUCUACGCGAUGAAGACGCUACGAAAAAGUGACGUCAUCAAAAAACAGCAGGCCUCUCAUGUCAAAGCAGAACGCGACAUUCUCGCCGAAGCGAAUUCGCCCUGGAUUGUCAAGCUCUUCUUCUCUUUCCAGGACGAAAGGUGUCUAUAUUUCAUCAUGGAGUACGUGCCUGGCGGGGACAUGAUGGGCAUGCUGAUCACGAUGGGUAUAUUUCCGGAAAAAUUGGCGAGAUUCUACACGGCGGAGUUGACCUGCGCACUGGAGUACGUCCAUUCCCUGAAGUUUAUACAUCGCGACAUCAAGCCUGACAACAUCCUCAUCGACCGUGAGGGCCACAUCAAGCUGACCGAUUUCGGGCUGUGCACCGGGUUGCGGUGGACGCACGACCGGAGAUAUUAUGGCCCGGAAAAUGAGGAUUAUCCGUCACACAGUCGCCACGACUCGCUGACGCUGCCAGACGACCUGAAGCGAGCGCUGAAGGAGAACAGCAAGCUGCUGCCGCUUAUCAGCGAGCAGAGCGAACGUAUUGGCGGCCGGGCCGGGGCCAGCGAGCUGAUGGCGCACCCCUGGUUUAAGGGGAUCGAUUUCGCGACGCUUCGCCAGCAAAAAGCCGAGCAUGUGCCGCGCGUCGAACAUCAGGAAGAUACGCAGAAUUUCGAGACCAUCGAGUCAGCGGAAAGUCCUUUCGAGACGUUGAGCAAGGGGAAGGCGCCGGCCAACCCAGCCUUUUACGAGUUCACGUUUCGGCAUUUCUUCGACUAUGAUGGACAGGGAUGCCCAAGUCUUCGGCCGAGCAAGCGUCCCUCGCUGGCUCCACUCUUCGAAAACGGGCACAGUGGUGGAAUGUCCUCUGGCAUCGGGCACCAUUCCCCCUCGACGGCAUCUCAGCGUCCAUCGGGCCGCCCAUCCACCCAUCUACAGCAUUUCGGCGGACUCUACAAUAGCCCACUACACGAGGAUGACGAUGAUGAUAGUGGGGAGUCGUUUGUCGUC
Messenger RNA from Mesorhabditis spiculigera, 2391 nucleotides. Lineage: Eukaryota; Metazoa; Nematoda; Chromadorea; Rhabditida; Rhabditidae. The record is from the annotation of a GenBank genome assembly.